Molecule: messenger RNA, 2929 nt
Organism: Trifolium pratense (red clover)
Lineage: Eukaryota; Viridiplantae; Streptophyta; Magnoliopsida; Fabales; Fabaceae
Product: inter-alpha-trypsin inhibitor heavy chain H3-like
Exons: 13
Coding region: 348-2615 (755 amino acids)
Source: RefSeq, a predicted model, not a curated record
CUUGUCUACUCAAGAAAAAACACGUCCAAUUCCACAAGACAAACUUACCUACAUGGCUACAAUCAUUUUAUGGAACAAACAAAGGCGAAACAAAAGUUCAAUGGGAGUCACAUGACAAAGGACACGCUGAAUCCAUUUCCAAUGUGCCACCUCACCAACUUCCCUUUCCUAAUUCUGUUUAAAAACAAUCUAUUUUUAUCAACUCCACAAAAAAACCAAAAACUAAACAAAUUUCAACAAGAAAGAAAAAAAAUGAAAAUCCAAACCUCAUUGCCAAUGCCAAUGGUGGCCUAAGGAGAAACAAAGAAGGAACCACCAUUCCCAAUUUGCAUCUCCUUCCGUCAACAAUGGCUGAAGAAUUUUCAAAAGCGGUUGAAGAAGGAAUCAAAUUAUCAAAAAGAAUAUAUUUCGGAAAUGACAGAGCAGUUUCACCACCAAAACCACCAACAACAAUGGUGAAAUCGAAUACUGGUUUUUUACCAACAUCACCUAUGGUUUAUGCGGUUAUUCAUGAUCCUUCUAUUGUUGAUAAUCCUGAUAUACCUAGCUAUCAACCGCACGUCCAUGGAAGGUGUGAUCCUCCUGCGCUUAUUCCGUUACAAAUGAUUAAUGUUGUUGAUUGUAAGGUUGAUUGUUAUUUGGAUAGUGCUUUUGUUGAGGUUGUUGGUUCUUGGAGGCUUCAUUGUGUUUCUGGGAGUAGGUCUUGUGAUUGUGUUGUUGCUGUUCCUAUGGGUUCUCAGGGUUCAAUUCUAGGUGUGGAGGUCAGUGUUCAUAGGAAAUCAUAUUCUACUCAACUGGUUGAUAUGGAAUACAAAACUGGUGGCAAGGAGAAUGUGCCGACUCAAGAAGGAGGCUUUCUCAAGCCGAAUAUGUUUACUUUGACUAUACCACAGAUAGAUGGAGGUUCAAAUUUAUCAAUUAAACUUAAUUGGUCUCAAAAGAUAAUAUGCGGCAAUGAUGUGUUCUCCUUAAAUGUGCCAUUUAACUUUCCCGAUUUCGUCAACCCUGCUGGGAAAAGAAUGUCUAAAAAAGAAAAGAUACUGAUAAACGUGAAUGCUGCUACCGGUAGUGAGGUUACAUGCAAGACAUCAAGUCAUCCAAUGAAGGAAGUAAAGCGCAAUGCUGGAAGCAAAAGUUUCUCGAAUGAAACUGAUGUUCUCUCGUGGUCAAAAUUUGAUAUUAAUUUCUCAUAUGCUGUAUCUUCAAGUCAAAUAAAUGGUGGUUUUUUCUUGGAAUCUGCAUCUGUGGAUGAUGUUGACCAGAGAGAGACGUUUUGCAUGUACCUUUCUUCUGGAAAUCUUCAGAAUACGAAGGUAUUCAGAAAAGACAUUGUGUUCGUUAUUGACAUAAGUGGAAGCAUGCGAGGAAAGUUAAUCGAAGACAUAAAGAAAGCAUUAUCAGCUGCUCUCUAUAAGCUUGAUCCUGGUGAUUCAUUUAGUAUCAUAGCAUUUAAUGGAGAGAUAUAUCAGUUUUCAACUUCAAUGGAAAUGGCUUCGACGGAUGCUGUUGAUAGGGCCAUUGAAUGGAUCAACAUAAACUUUGUUGCUGGAGGUGAUACAAAUCUUUUGCGUCCAUUGAACAUGGCAAUAGAGAUGCUAUCGAAUGCCCGAAGUUCAGUUCCAAUUAUUUUCCUAGUUACAGAUGGAACUGUUGAAGAUGAGAGACAAACUUGUGAUAUGAUAAAGAAUAGGAUCACAGGAGAAUCAAUGUUCCCCCGAAUUUAUACUUUUGGCAUAGGUUCAUUCUGCAAUCAAUAUUUCUUGAAGAUGCUUGCUAUGAUUAGUAAGGGUCAACAUGUUGCCGCAUUAGAUGUAGAUUUGGUCGAGCCUCAAAUGCGAAAACUUUUUGGCAAAGCUUCGUCUCUUGUUCUUGCAAAUAUUACAAUAGACGUAUUGGAUGAUCUUGAUGAAUUUGAGGUGUACCCUUCACAUAUUCCCGAUCUUUCGUCAGAUGGUCCAUUGACUUUAUCUGGAAAAUACAAGGGAAACUUUCCAGAAGUUCUUAAAGUAAAAGGUAUCUUGGCCGAUUUCAGUAACUUCGAAAUAAAUUUGGAGUUACAAAGUGCUAAGGACAUGCCUGUAGAAAGGGUUUUUGCAAGAGAACAAAUAGAGUAUCUUACUGCUCAAGCAUGGCUUACUUCAAGUAAAGAAAUAGAACAGAAGGUUUCAAAAUUGAGCUUACAAACCGGCUUUUUGUCCGAGUAUACACGUAUGGCAGUUCUUGAGAUUGACCGUGUAGUGAAAGCCAAGCAAUCAGCCAAGCAAUCAGAUGGAAAAAAGGUAUCAAAAAAGAAAAAAGGUGAAGAUGUCCAAGGAGAGAGACUGCUUUUGCUUCCAAAAACAGGUAUAGGAUUUGGCAACUUGGCUGCAACUGUUGAGAACAUUCCACCAGGAGCUGUAGAAACAUUGCCUGAUAGUGCUGAAAUGUUUGCUAAGGCUGCCUCAGAUUGUUGUAGCAGGUGCCUCAACCUUUGCUGUUGCAUGUGUUGCAUAAAAUGCUGUAUCAAAAUAAACAACCAAUGUGCAACUGUAUUUUCUCAGCUUUGUAUUGGUUUAGGAUGUUACAGUUGCCUCAGCUGUUGUUCAGAUAUAUGCUGUUCUGGAGAUGACACAUGAAAUAUAAAAAAUUUGUUGUAUCAAUAGAAAUAAUUGUUUUUGAGGAUGAAAUCAUGAAAAUGUAUAUCCUUAAUUCAUCUGUUUCAUUUUAUAGUUCAGUUUUUUUCUUAUCUCCAGAAUCAUGGAAAUGUAUUAGAUUUUCCAAGAGUUUUAGGCCAGCAUAUUAAAUUUUCAAUAGGAAGUAAAAAAGAAACAUCAUUUUCUUUUUGCAAUGAUCUUUGCUUAUUUUAUAUUUUUGUAUUUUAUAUUGUGGAAUUUAGUGGAAUAUAUUUUUAUAUGAGAAACUCCCGUGAAAUAUAUUGUUAUAUAGAGAA